AAUUUUAAAUAUCUAGGGACCUUGUUUUGACAAAUCACACGUAUACAUUGGAUAAGAAGCGACACCAGCAGGGGUUCGUUUUCAUUUGAGUGGCAAACAUUUUAACUGUGUGAGCAAUUCUUCCGCAUUCAGAACAAAGAAAAUAAAAUAAAAUAUAUUAAAACACAGACACAAACUUCAGACUCAAUAAACCUUCUUCUAUUUAAACCAUGCUCUAUUAUUAUUUGUAAGUAUGGCGCAAAAAAUGUCAUAUGGUUCUAAGCCGGUGGAAUAUUUAUUGAGCCGGAAGAUUGUGUCGUAGUUUAAAUUCAUUCCUCUGUUUUCGAUUCUAAAUAUCACUCAUUCAUUUAACAUAUUAUUAAUGUAUUCAAAUCACAAUUAACGUGCACCUGCUGGCGUCGCUUAUCUUAGCAUGUAUGUAUACGUGUUGGACUUGCCGAAACGGAGUCUAGAUAUCACUAUCGAAAGUGAAGCCUAAUUAUUUGUAAAUAUGUCAUGGAAAGAAGCCAUAGAGAACAAUUUCAUCGUUCAGCACCAGUAUGGUACAUACGGCUGGCUUUGGCCAAGUACCACGAUAGUGUCGAGCAUAUGUAAAAUUACCUCAACUACAAAAGAGAAUCCAUUUAACUGGGCUGGCAGUAACUGGACAAAUCAGCAUGCCGAGAAACGUUUCCUUGACGAACUUGAAAAUGAAAUUGCAAAACACCAUAAAGUAACAAAAAUAGAAGCAAAACUGGUUCAAAACUACUCGCCCUGUUCGGAUUGCGCAAACGCCUUGGUCGAAUUCAAAGAGAAGAUGCAAAACAAGAACAUUGAGUUUUCUUUGACAAUAGAAUUUGCGAACGUUUACUGUCAUAAAAGAUCCCAGAACAGAAAAGGUUUAAGGAAGCUGUCGUCGACAUAUGGUAUAGAAUUAAAGUUACUUCAUGAUUGGAAAGCGUUCUUGGAAAGUUUGGAACGCAUUGAUAAAUUGACCACAGGUGAUAAAGAUACAUUACUUAAAAUGGCACGGUCAAACGAAAGACAGAAUAACGAAAAGCAGGGUGCUGAAAUCCUUGACGAGAUUCUCCGAGAACAAGGUAAGCAAAAACAAAUGAAGGAACACAACUAAAUUAAGGUUGUCCUUCCAAAUUCAAAAUAGCAAAACAUAACACUACACGAAGAAAGCCUUACAAAUACAACAGUACCGAUACUUAUAAUCAAUUAAUAGUUAUCAACAAUCAAUUGGUAAUGUAUUCAUCGUAAUACAUCAAGAUACAUUUACAGUAGGUUAUUCAUAGUCAUAUAUAAUCGAUUGUUACGAGUAAUCAAUUAGUAUGUUAUAUAAUCUAGACUAUUUAUAUAUCGUAAAAGAUUUCAGCAUUUCGCUCAAUUUUGAUCCUGGACAGCGCGAUCUUUCUAGAACACGCUUCGAUUUUGAGUGACAAAGGACAGAGACAAGAGGAAAAGGGUAUGAAACUGUGACUGACCAAACGUUCCUUUCUAAGGGCACCAAAUAUAUGGGCCCGCUUACCGAGACAUUCCUCUUACCUAUAAUCUUUCUAGAAUUACUUUACUAUAAAAAUUUACAUCGUGUUAAUUAUUUGAAGCACUGCAGUAUAGGUUGAUCCGCUAGCCGAGACCAUGUGCACACUUAAUUAGCAGCUUAUACUAAAUAUAUACAAAAUUUCGGAUUUGCCGUUUUAUUUGUCGGUUUUUAUUUAGUUUUAUGUUUUUUAAGAAAAAAAACCAACAAAAAUAGGGUACAGUAUAACACUUUUGGAGUUGAUUCAAUUCCUUGAAAUUUACAGUGCAUAUAAAUCAGUUUAAAAUAACAAAAUCGUUAAAAUACUUGCGUUGCAUGAGUGUUUUGCAAGAGGCAUAAUUAUUGUAAUUACCCUGGAAUUCCUGACAGCAGGAGGGAUAAAAAAAUCAUACGAACACACAGAAAUAUUCGUCGACUGCCUCGUCCCCAGUCGUUCCUUAGUUGCGGGCGUGCGUCUUUAUCGGGCUUGCAGUGCACGCGCUGAUCUAUAUAUUACCAAUAUUUAAAUUUGAUCUAUAUAGAGGAGCCUGCGGAGGAGGCAGAUUCGUCGAAGCAAGAUAUCGCGUUAGGGGGUCUCAAUCUGUAUGAAAGUAGUUUCGGUUUUCAAGCAAUAUUCCACGCUGCAAAUUGACCUGUGAAUUUGGAAUGUUGACGUUACAGUCCAUCAAUUGCCGAAAAAGAUAUUGAUCGAAUAAUCGGCAGCAGCUCUAUAUACAGAUGAUUUGUUUGCAAAGUAAGAGCAUGUAUACCCACCAUGUGUAUGCCAAACCUCACAAGUGUUUACUUACAGCAAGUGGAAUACUUUCAUUCAAAAUUUCACAGUUUACUCUAUCAUGAACGGUCUCCAAAUGAAGAUGAAAUGUACGUUGUUCGACGUCGUGGAAUAUCUUCAGGCAAUGCACGAACCUUAUUCGUCAAUGCCCACUAAAUUAAUAGACUUUUAUACUUAUAAGACAAGUAUAUAUAUAGACUAAUUUGACUUCAUUUUAGACAUCACUUUUGAGCCGAUGCUCUUUUGAGCUAUUAUGAUUGAUUCCGUCUGUCUAGAUAAAAAAAUUAGUCGAUAUAGCCGGAAUCAUCUAUUAAUCCGGUUCCGUGUCAACAUGUACGAUUCCGAAUUCAUCCAGGCCAGUGUGAACGCAGUAACUCACGGGUGUUCGUUGCGGAUUAGAGUUCGGUUUUAUUAAAGGAGUACGAAACUGGAUGCCAAGUUUUGCGAUUAGCAUUUCUACAGCGCAAAUUUACAUGUAUAGAUAUGAUCAAAUGCGCAUUACAUCAAGUAUUGCGCUUACCUAAUUACAUAUUUAGCCUGGAUUGUUUUAUCUUUACAACAAUUGUGAUAUUAAUUUCUUAACUGCGCGGUUUAUCCUAACCCACCCUGUCAACUUUCCUUGUGGGAGGAAAUCGGAGCACUCACAGAAAACCCACCACUUUCGCCAGAGCGUUGACUGACUCUUGUCGUGUGCUCUGACGACUGCGCCACCGAAGCCAUCCCAAAUUUAUUGACAUCACCCGCAACGAACACCCGCGAGUCAGUCAACCCCUUCAAAGAUGUUAGGCUAACUUUGAUCCUGAAAUUAUAAUACACAUAUUUACUUAUUUCAACAGAUGCGGAUCCUAAAGAAUAGCGCAGCAAAUAAUGUGUUUCUGUUGAAGAUAAAAUGAAGAAGGUGAAAAUGAUGACAAUAACCAUGGCAUAUAAUGCAAUAACUUUGAUCGUAAUACACAUAUUUACUUAUUUCAACAGAUGCGGAUCAGCAAAAGUUCCGUAAAAUCCAAGAAAUAAAUAUGAUGAUGAAAAUUAAGAUAUAAACAAUGAUGAUGUUGUUGAUAAUGAUAAUAUAGACAUGUAGAUGAUCAUGUAGAUAUAUAUAGACAUGUAGUACAUGCAUUUGUAAUAAUUUAAUAGCAAGAUCGAAUCGACCAAAGUAAAUAAAUAUUAAAAGCGUCUACCUGUAGCUUUAGACGAUUUUUAAGUACCGCUUAAAACCUAAAAUGCACAACAAUGUAGAUGUGUUUGGCAGAGCAUCAUGUUGUUAAAUAUAGCCCUCACUACAUGUACAUUGAUUUCAAUUUGCAUUGCUUACAUUGUAAUGUUUUUAGUGUACUGUAAUGUUAAUAAAAUAGAGUUAUUAAAAAAACAUGAGUGUUUAUUGGACGUUUAUAUUUAGUAGAUAUGACAAGUAUGACUGUAUAUUAGAAUCAAUUUAUGUUUACUUAAAAAUGUGUAGUUGUUCAAAGCGGGAUUAGUGCUAUAACCAUGGGUUUGGAGUUAACAU
This is a messenger RNA of Paramuricea clavata, 3804 nucleotides long. The record is from the annotation of a GenBank genome assembly. Lineage: Eukaryota; Metazoa; Cnidaria; Anthozoa; Malacalcyonacea; Plexauridae.